AUGAAGUUCGGCGACCUCUUUGGGACCCCCUCGUUGCUGAAAAGGGAUUCCAGCCAAUUCGAUCGUGGGGAUGUCUCGUUUAUCAUCGUCGCGGGUGCGAUGGUAUCUUUCAUGAUACCGGGUUUAGCUUUCCUAUACUCCGGUCUCUCGAGGAGAAAAUCUGCUUUGUCCCUGAUAUGGGCUGUCUCUGCAAGCAAUGCCGUCUGUAUCUUCCAGUGGUACCUGUGGGGAUACUCUCUCGCCUUCUCACCUACUGCCACCAAUGGUUUCAUUGGCAAUCUUGCCAAUUUUGGACUGCUAAACGUGCUCGGCGAUCCCUCUCCUGGUUCGCCCCUCAUUCCAGAUUUGCUUUAUAGCUUCUAUCAGAUGGAAUUUGCCUGUGUGACAGUGGGAAUCUUGAUGGGAGGUAUCGCGGAGCGUGGUCGGGUUCUUCCAGCCAUGAUAUUUACAUUCUUCUGGAUGACCCUUGUUUACUGCCCACUGGCUUGCUGGGCUUGGAAUAUUAACGGAUGGGGGUUCAAGUGGGGCGUGUUAGAUUAUGCAGGUGGUGGUCCUGUGGAAAUUGGUAGCGGCGUCGCAGGCCUUGCAUAUGCUUGGGUCCUCGGUCGGCGGCAAGACAAGGAGUUGCUUAACUUCAGACCACAUAACGUGGCCAUGGUAAACCUCGGUACCUUCAUUCUCUGGUUUGGAUGGCUCGGCUUCAACGGAGGUAGCGCCUUUGGUGCCAAUCUUCGUGCCAUAAUGGCAAUCUGGAACUCCAUGAUUGCCCCGGCGUUUGGCGGCAUUGUGUGGUGUCUUCUUGACUAUAGAUUGGAACGCAAGUACAGCAUGGUCGGUUUCUGUUCGGGUUCUAUCGCUGCUUUGGUUGCUGCGACACCCGCUUCCGGUUACAUACACCCGUGGGCAUCGGUUAUCAUGGGCAUCGUUGCUGGUGCUGUUUGUAAUUAUGCAACGAAGCUCAAGUUCUUGAUGAGAAUCGACGACGCCUUGGAUCUCUUUGCUGAGCAUGCCCUUGGCGGCAUUAUUGGUCUUCUCUUCAAUGGCUUUUUCGCUUCGCACUCCAUCAUUGCUCUGGACGGUGUCAACACUAACGUUAACGGAGGCUGGGUCGACCACAACUGGAAGCAACUUUACAUCCAAUUUGCUUAUGUAUGUGCGACGUGCGGAUAUACAUUUGUGGCGACGGCCAUCAUUGCCAAAGCUAUCGACAUGGUACCUGGUUUACACCUCAAAACGACACCAGAGGGCGAGUCUGCCGGUCUGGAUGAGGUCGAGAUCGGCGAGUUCGCCAAUGAUUACAUCGAAGUCCGGAGACACUUCUCCGACUGGUCAGCCUUCGGCGAUCGUAUGGUUGAUUCGGUGGCGUCUGAGAUGGGCGGCUUGCCAGAUCUCCAGAAGGACGGUCACCGCCUCCGGUUAGAAGAUCCCAACCUCGAAAUUAUCGAAGAGAAGAACAGUGAAAUUAUUGAAGAGCCGCAGCCUAUUUCGCAGGAACGUUGA
This is a messenger RNA of Pisolithus orientalis, 1500 nucleotides long. Its product is annotated as ammonium transporter. Gene Ontology annotation, cellular component: plasma membrane. Gene Ontology annotation, biological process: ammonium transmembrane transport. Bases 1 to 1500 code for a protein of 499 amino acids. The transcript is spliced from 7 exons. Gene Ontology annotation, molecular function: ammonium channel activity. The record is from RefSeq and is a predicted model, not a curated record. NCBI's taxonomy places the organism in Eukaryota, Fungi, Basidiomycota, Agaricomycetes, Boletales, Pisolithaceae.